Messenger RNA from Aspergillus ochraceoroseus IBT 24754, 405 nucleotides. RefSeq lists its product as uncharacterized. The coding region runs from base 1 to 405 and encodes 134 amino acids. NCBI's taxonomy places the organism in Eukaryota, Fungi, Ascomycota, Eurotiomycetes, Eurotiales, Aspergillaceae. The transcript is spliced from 3 exons. The record is from RefSeq and is a predicted model, not a curated record.
AUGGAAUGCGCAGCUGUAGAUCCAGGGGCUAGGCAACCGAUCCUCGGCCAGGGGUUACUCUCGCAACUCUGCCUCCAGAUCGAUCGCUUUUCCCUUUAUUUUGGCCGCCACAGCCGGUAUUUGGUGUCCUGUCUCACGGCCGGCGCCAAACGACCGACUGUGUUCCUCUCAUACUUGGUCGCGGUCGCUUCGCCAAUUUUUAUAACCGUAUUGGCUCUGGAACACUGCCCGCAGUCGCGAUCUGGCCUUGUUAUAACGUAUAACGGCGUUUCUGGGAUAUUCGUUCAAGAUACCCCUGCUUUCUUGGAGUUCCUCUUUGGUUCCCGCUGGCUCGGUCCCGUAGACGGACCACCACACUUAUACCCCCCAAUUCUCGCCUUGACGGCUCUUUUCAUUCUCUCUUAA